This is a messenger RNA of Exophiala spinifera, 402 nucleotides long. RefSeq lists its product as uncharacterized. Bases 1 to 402 code for a protein of 133 amino acids. NCBI's taxonomy places the organism in Eukaryota, Fungi, Ascomycota, Eurotiomycetes, Chaetothyriales, Herpotrichiellaceae. The transcript is spliced from 3 exons. Gene Ontology annotation, cellular component: cytosolic large ribosomal subunit; ribosome. Gene Ontology annotation, molecular function: structural constituent of ribosome. Gene Ontology annotation, biological process: cytoplasmic translation. The record is from RefSeq and is a predicted model, not a curated record.
AUGGUCAAGGACAACCCAAAGACUCAGCCCAAGAAGACGGCGGCGCCCAAGAAGUCGCGCUCAGCCAUCUCCGAUGUCGUCGCCCGCGAAUACACCAUCCACCUCCACAAGCGAGUUCACGGCGUUAGCUUCAAGAAGCGAGCCCCUCGCGCGAUCAAGGAGAUUCGCAAAUUCGCGACUCAAGCCAUGGGCACCUCAGACGUCCGCCUCGACCCCCAACUGAACAAGAAGGUCUGGGAGUCCGGCAUCAAGGGCGUCCCCUUCCGUCUGCGCGUGCGCAUCAGCCGCAAGCGUAACGACGAGGAGGGCGCGAAGGAGAAGCUCUACAGCUACGUUCAGGCCGUCAACGUCAAGGACAAGGAAGCCAAGGGCCUGCAGACCGUUGUUGUCGAGGACUCAUAG